AUGGUCUCCCAGCCGUCUCGAGGACACCCUCGUGACCGCCUGCUCUCCCAAGUGAAGCAAUCUGCCCUCAAUUCACCGCUCCAAACCGUUAGCGUAGUCUUUCCAUGCCUCUCCAGCAAGAUGGGUUACCAGGCAUGGCUGCCUGUACCACUGCCAAACCAGCUGGUGGUUUUUGGACUGGGAGACUGGAGCUGUUAUUCCCCGGACACAAGCAUCGCUGUGGAUGUACAGGUGGCAGGGGACAUCAAACCCCAGAGGAUUGGCAGGCUGGAGCCCACCCACAGGUCCCUAGUAUGGGAAGGUGACUGGAGGACAGAUGUUUUCAUGGCCUCAUUGAAAGACAUGGACGAAGGCAGCUCUGUGAAGCUUGUCCUGACUGUCAAUGGGCAGGAGGGCGGCCAGUGCAUGUACUUUGUCUCAUACGGCCUGUCACUGUUUCUGCCACAGCUGCUCAGAGGCUUCUCCAGCAGUACCCCCACCCACCCGUUUCUAGAGCCAGAGACUAUCCAGUCACCGGUGCUCCCAGUGGAUGACAUGCCCCUCCGUCAGGACCUGGAGGACUCUCCUGGGGUUAAAAAUCAGAGCUCAGAGAUGACUGUUAGAGUUUCCAGGCCUGGGAGGAAGGACUUCGCUGCACCACUGAGAAAACCGCUGGUGCCCUGUGCCGUGAAGCCACCACCUGGCAAUACAGAGCCCAGCGAGUCCUGGAGGAAGAGUCCUGUGCAGCUGAGGAAGCCCAGGAAGGUUUUAUUUGAACCCAGAGCAUCCGAGAGAGAACUUGGUGAGGAAGAUCUGGCAGUUAAGGAGUUGCAAGGCAGUCCCAGCCCACGAUGGUGCCAUGCCAUGUGCCUCAGUGACCUGGGAACAGCUGUUCUGAUCGGUGGAGAAGGUGCCAACCAGCAGUCUUGCAAGGAUGUGCUCUGGAAAAUGGAAACUGACAGUGAUUUCUGGUUUCCAGUGGAUUUCCAGCUACGAGAUGCUGUGCCUUCAGGCCUGCGUGGUCACACUGCUACCUAUGACCCGGACACCAAGCACAUCUACAUCUUUGGGGGCAUAAAGGAGGACAAGGACUACAGCAGCAUCUACAUCCUGGACACCGUCACUUGGAAAUGGCUCCUUGUGGCUGCUAAAGGGAGAAUGCCAAUGCUAGCCUACCACAGUGCAAUCAUCUACCGCAAGGAGCUCUUUGUUUUUGGGGGGGCUCUCCCCAAAAUGGCAUCACUGGCUGUUGGAUCCUGCAGCAAUGCACUGUAUGUCUUCAAUCCAGAAUAUGAAAUUUGGUACCAGCCCAUCUUGGAAGGGGAGAAGCCUCUUCCUAGACUCGGGCAUUCAGCUACUCUGCUGGGGAACAAGCUGCUGAUUUUUGGGGGUCAGAGGACCUCUGUCUACCUCAGUGACAUGCACAUCUUGGAUCUGGGUUUCAUGGAGUACACACCAGUCCCUGUCCUCGCAGGACAGCCUUCUGCACGCUGGUGCACAGAGAGGAAUAAUCUCUUGAACAUGCUGUCCCCAGAGCUCCUUUCUACUUCAGACACUCUUACAUGGAGCAUGUUGGUGCACCAUGACCUUUGCCGUCUGCCCCGAGCUGGCCACACAUUGCUUGACAUGACUCCUGCCCACCUGAAGGAUAUGGACAAGGAGAACAAGGACGAGCAUAACCUGCGUACAGUGUUGGUCUUUGGGGGCUCUAACUGUGCUGGGACCUUCUACAACAGCACAGUCAAGAUCCAGUUGGAUCUGGAAUAAU
Messenger RNA from Tinamus guttatus (white-throated tinamou), 1747 nucleotides. The record is from RefSeq and is a predicted model, not a curated record. Lineage: Eukaryota; Metazoa; Chordata; Aves; Tinamiformes; Tinamidae.